Patiria miniata (bat star) is the source of this 1512-nucleotide messenger RNA. RefSeq lists its product as uncharacterized. NCBI's taxonomy places the organism in Eukaryota, Metazoa, Echinodermata, Asteroidea, Valvatida, Asterinidae. Gene Ontology annotation, molecular function: GTP binding. The coding region runs from base 540 to 1340 and encodes 266 amino acids. The record is from RefSeq and is a predicted model, not a curated record. The transcript has 3 exons.
AUGCAUACAUGACAAAACUCUCUAUCAGGUAGCUGAAUACCUUAGCACUUCUUGGAUAAAAUUGGCUAUUGAGCUCAACUUUACGUACCCAGAUAUAAGCACCAUUACGAAUAAAUACACAACAGAGGUCGUCAUGCAAGCUUACGAAAUGCUUGCAACAUGGACGCGAGCCCAACCCAUCAAUGCUGAACAGCAGGUUCCCAAGUUAUGUUCGGCAUUAGUUGCAAUUGGAAGAGCUGAUAUUGCAAGAUAUCUGGAUGGAGUGCAUGCACCCAGACCUGAGGCUCAGCAUGAACAGGAAGCAGACGAAGAACCAAUGUUGACGGAUCCCCACCAAGAGGCACAGGUGCCAGAUAUUAGAAAGUCCGGCUGAGCGUGGCAGAGCUGGAAAGGGUACAACCGAUCAAGGUCACCGGUCUGCCAGAUAUACCGAGACAAUUGCUGAAAAUGCGGAAAUAUUCACAAAGGGAUGCGAGUCCACUGGGAUACCAACUAUUUUGAAGGUUCCAUUGGAUCAAAAGUCCGUUCCUGCCAGCGUUAUGUACCGUAGCUAUAGCUUCAGUAAGAGAUCUGGUUUGGUUCAGCAUCACAAAGUUAUAAUGUUAGUUGGGGCCACAGGUGGGGGUAAGAGCACACUGAUUGAUUUCAUGAUCAACUUUAUCCUUAAAGUAGACUGGAAGGACUGGUUUCGUUUCAAGAUCAUUCCCCAACAAGGAGAGGGACCACAGUCACAGGCUCAUAGUCAAACUCAAAUCAUAUCUUCCUACACUAUUUAUGGAAACCAACACCACAACGUUCCUUACACGUUGACAAUCAUCGAUACGCCAGGCGUUGGAGACACAAGAGGUAUUGGGCGUGACAGAGCCAUCCUUGAUCAGAUACGCGAUUUCUUCCUUCAUUCCGAGGCUCACAACGUAGAUCACAUAGACGCUAUAGGCUUUGUUGCUCAGUCUUCGCUGGCACGCCUCACCCACACACAGCGGUAUGUUUUUGAUUUCAUCCUUUCCGUGUUUGGUAAAGACAUCUCCCCAAACAUACUUCUCCUGCUCACUUUCUGUGAUGGGCAGAAGCCCCGUAUUUUCGAUGCAAUUAAAGAAGCGGAUAUUCCUUGCAGUGACAGCAUGUUUAAGUUCAACAACUCGGCUCUUUUUGCUAGGUACGUAGACAAAAAUACGGACGACGAAGACAUGUUUGACAGGAUGUUUUGGCGAAUGGGGAUGAAGAACUUCUUCCAAGCUCUCAAUAGCUUGGACCCGAGGAGCCUAAUUCUCACAAAGGAAGUUCUGGAGGAGCGGAAGCGACUGGAGACGAAAUUUAAUGGAUUUGCAACCCCAAAUUAAAAAGGGUGUUCGUACACUGGAAGAGGUACAGCAAGUGCACCAAAUACUUGAGCAACGCGAAACAGAAAUGCAAACAAACGAGUCGCUCAGUCAAGUCAUAAAGAACUUAUCAGAAGAAUUCCUCAUGGUCCAGAAACGUGUUUGUUUUUUGAUAAUUGACUCUCAUCGGAUU